Messenger RNA from Cebus imitator (Panamanian white-faced capuchin), 12870 nucleotides. It is a transcript of the gene DNAH12, whose product is annotated as dynein axonemal heavy chain 12. The coding region runs from base 228 to 12794 and encodes 4188 amino acids. Gene Ontology annotation, biological process: microtubule-based movement. Lineage: Eukaryota; Metazoa; Chordata; Mammalia; Primates; Cebidae. Gene Ontology annotation, molecular function: dynein light intermediate chain binding; minus-end-directed microtubule motor activity; ATP hydrolysis activity. Gene Ontology annotation, cellular component: membrane; dynein complex. The transcript is spliced from 72 exons. The record is from RefSeq and is a predicted model, not a curated record.
UCACCCCGCCCCACCGGCUGGGGCCUCCACAGUUUCCAUAGCGACGACGUUGUUUCCACCCGCCCUUCUCCAACUAAGCGUCUGAGAGCCGCUGGCUUUCGGGAGGUUUCGCCCUCGUUGUCCCCUUCCUUUCACCUGAGGACAGGCUCAGACUGUCUCGUCUGCGCAGCGGGAUAGUAGUGAGAAACAAUCAGAGUACAGAGCCUUUUAAUCUUUAGGGGAUCAAGAUGUCAGAUCCAAACAAAGCUGCCAUUGCAGCAGAAAAGGAAGCUCUGAACUUGAAGUUACCCCCCAUUGUCCAUUUCCCAGAAAACACAGGCGCUGAUACGCCAACACAAAGUAAACUGCUAAAAUACAGAAGAUCCAAGGAGCAGCAGAAGAAAAUCAAUCAGUUAGUAAUUGAUGAAGCCAAAAGAAAUUUAGACAGAACACUGGGUAAAAGAACACCUGUAUUACCAGCCCCUGAUUAUCCUCAAACUAUGAACAGUGAAAUGAAAAAAAAAGGAUUCAACUAUAUUUAUAUGAAACAAUGUGUAGAAAGUAGUCCUAUAGUACCUAUUCAGCAGGAAUGGCUGGAUCACAUGUUAAGGCUGAUACCUGAGUCUUUAAAGGAAGGGAAAGAAAGAGAAGAGCUCCUUGAAAGUCUGAUAAAUGAGGUAUCAAGUGACUUUGAAAACAGCAUGAAGAGAUAUUUGGGUAAAGGCCUAGAUUAUUCUAAUCCUUGGCAUUCUAGCUAUGUGCAGGCAAGAAAUCAAAUAUUAUCUAAUUUGUACAUUGUUCAUCCAACUAUGAAAACGCUACUGGACCUUGGUUAUACAACAUUUGAUGGUAUAAUUUUGUUGGACUUCACAGGAAUUAGAGCUAAAGGUCCAAUUGAUUGUGAAUCACUGAAAACUGAUCUAUCAAUAGAAGCUAGAAAAGCAGAAGAGAAGAUAAUGAAUACAUGGUAUCCAAAGGUUAUAAACAUCUUUACCAAGAAGGAGGCACUAGAAGGUAUUAAACCUGAAAAGUUGGAUGCAUUUUAUAGCUGUGUUUCCACACUUAUGUCAAAUCAGCUAAAGGAUUUCUUAAGGAAAACUAUAGAAGAAUUUGUAAAACUCUUUGACCCAAAAGAUCAACAAAGGCUGCCAAUAUUUAAGAUGGAAUUGACAUUUGAUGAUGACAAAAUGGAAUUUUAUCCUACCUUUCAAGAUUUGGAAGAUAUUGUUUUGAGUUUGGUAGAACGAAUAGCUGAAGCUCUGCAGAAUGUCCAAACAAUCCCCUCUUGGCUAUCAGGAACUUCAACACCAGUAAAUCUUGACACAGCACUUCCUGAACACGUGUUACACUGGGCUGUUAAUACACUGAAGGCAGCAGUGCAUCGGAACUUAGAAGGUGCAAGAAAACAUUAUGAGACAUACGUUGAAAAAUAUAAUUGGCUCCUUGAUGGGACAGCAGUUGAGAAUAUAGAGACUUUUCAGACAGAAGAUCAUACUUUUGAUGAAUAUACAGAGUUUAUAGAAAAAUUUUUCAGUCUUGCCUCAGAAAUAAUGCUUUUGCCUCAGUGGAUUCAUUACCCUAUGGUGCGUUUGGAUUGUGAAGAUUUGAAGACAGGCCUGACAAAUAAAGCAAAAGCCUUUGCAAACAUAUUAUUAAAUGAUAUAGCUUCAAAAUAUAGAAAAGAAAAUGAAUGUAACAGGGAAACUGACACGGUAGAACUGGCUGAACUGGGACCCCUGCUAGCAGAGAAGGGCAAACGGGUAAUCUCCAACCCUACCAAAGCUGAAGGAGAGCAAACAUGCCCAGUGCCCCAGGAAGAAGAGGAGGAGGUGCGAGUACUGUCACUUCCUCAGCAAGCCCACCACGCCAUGGAGAAGAUGGAGGAGUUUGUGUACAAGGUCUGGGAAGGACGUUGGAGGGUCAUCCCAUAUGAUGUGCUCCCUGACUGCCUAAAGGACCAUGACUAUCUGCUACAUGGCCAUAGACCACCCAUGCCCUCUUUUCGGGCUUGCUUCAAGAGUAUCUUCCGCAUCCAUACAGAAACUGGCAACAUCUGGACCCAUCUGCUUUGUUUUGUGCUGUUUCUCUUUUUGGGAAUCUUGACCAUGCUCAGACCAAAUACAUACUUCAUGGCCCCUCUACAGAAGAAGGUGGUUUUUGGGAUGUUCUUCUUGGGUGCAGUGCUCUGCCUCAGCUUCUCCUGGCUAUUUCACACUGUUUAUUGUCAUUCAGAGAAAGUCUCUCGGACUUUUUCCAAACUCGACUAUUCUGGGAUUGCUCUUCUUAUUAUGGGGAGCUUUGUCCCCUGGCUCUAUUAUUCCUUCUACUGCUCCCCACAGCCAUGGCUCAUCUACCUCUCCAUCGUCUGCAUCUUGGGCAUUUCUGCCAUCAUUGUGGCACAGUGGGACCGGUUUGGCACUCCUAAGCACCGGCAGACAACAGCAGGGGUAUUCCUGGGACUUGGCUUGAGUGGUGUCGUGCCCACCAUGCACUUUACUAUCGCUGAGGGCUUUGUCAAGGCCACCACAGUGGGCUAUAUGGGCUGGUUCUUCCUCAUGGCUGUAAUGUACAUCACCGGAGCUGGCCUUUAUGCUGCUCGAAUUCCUGAGCGCUUCUUUCCUGGAAAAUUUGACAUAUGGUUUCAGUCUCAUCAGAUUUCCCGUGUCCUGGUGGUGGCAGCAGCCUUUGUCCACUUCUAUGGGGAAUCUAAACGCCAAAUGAGUUACUUUUUAGAUGUUUUUCUAUUUCCUCAAGAAGACUUAGCUUUAAAUGCAACUGUUCUCAUGUGGCCUAAGAAAAUUAAUCCCAUUUUUGAUGAAAAUGAUGAGCUAAUUGAGAAUGCUAAACACAAAAAAGAAAAUGAACUAAUGGCCAAGAGAGAGAAACUUAUUUUGGAAAUAGAAAAGGAAUCACGCCACAUGGAAGAGUUUACAGAAUUUGCAGAGCUGGAACGCAUGCAACAGUAUGUGACAGAUGUAAGACAACUACAAAAACGUAUUCAGGAAUCUGAAGAAGCAGUACAGUUUAUUAAUAAAGAAGAGGAACUUUUCAAGUGGGAAUUGACAAAAUAUCCUGAACUGGAUAAAUUAAAAGUUAACAUUGAGCCCUAUCAGAAGUUUUUUAAUUUUGUUCUGAAGUGGCAACGAUCAGAAAAACGGUGGAUGGAUGGAGGGUUUUUGGACCUCAAUGGGGAAAGCAUGGAGGCUGAUGUGGAAGAGUUUUCCCGAGAAAUUUUUAAGACACUAAAAUUUUUCCAACUGAAGCUAAAGAAAGAAUUACAAGAAAAAAGAAAGGCAGCAAGAAAACGGUCUCUGGAAGAAGAGAAAAUUGAAGAAGAACCCAAAGAGAAUCCUACUAUUACUAUGUGCAGUACCAUCAUGGAACAGAUAAAAGCUUUUAAGGAAUAUAUUCCUACUGUCUCCAUUCUGUGCAAUCCAGGAAUGAGACCUCGUCAUUGGAAACAGAUGUCAGAUAUUGUAGGCUAUGACUUGACUCCAGACUCUGGUACUACACUGAGAAAAGUUUUAAAAUUAAACCUUACCCCAUACUUGGAACAAUUCGAAGUGAUAAGUGCAGGUGCAAGCAAGGAAUUUUCAUUAGAGAAAGCCAUGCUUACAAUGAUGGGAACUUGGGAUGAUAUUGCUUUUCAUAUAAGUCUUUAUCGUGACACUGGAGUCUGUAUUCUUUCUUCAGUGGAUGAGAUUCAGGCUCUCCUUGAUGAUCAAAUUAUAAAAACUCAGACAAUGAGAGGCUCACCUUUCAUCAAACCAUUUGAAAAUGAGAUCAAGGCCUGGGAGGACCGUUUGAUUCGAAUACAAGAAACAAUUGAUGAAUGGUUAAAAGUACAAGCUCAAUGGCUUUACUUAGAGCCUAUCUUUUGUUCUGAGGAUAUCAUGCAACAGAUGCCAGAAGAAGGGCGUCAAUUUCAGACAGUAGACAGAUAUUGGAGGGAUAUCAUGAAGUUUUGUGCAAAGGAUCCAAAGGUUCUUGCUGCCACUUCUUUAACAGGUUUGUUGGAAAAACUGCAGAACUGCAAUGAACUUUUGGAGAAAAUUAUGAAAGGUCUUAAUGCAUAUCUUGAAAAGAAACGUCUUUUCUUCCCUCGUUUUUUCUUCUUAUCUAAUGAUGAAAUGUUAGAGAUUUUAUCAGAGACCAAAGAUCCACUUAGAGUUCAGCCGCAUUUAAAAAAAUGCUUUGAGGGCAUUGCUAAAUUGGAGUUCCUUCCCAAUUUGGACAUUAAAGCCAUGUAUAGUUCUGAGGGCGAGCGAGUGGAGUUGAUAGCACUCAUUUCCACGUCUGCAGCUCGGGGUGCUGUGGAAAAGUGGCUCAUUCAGGUGGAAGAUUUAAUGCUCCGGAGUAUUCACGAUGUGAUCGCUGCAGCCAGGCUGGGAUUAAAGAAGUACUAUAAGGAACUUCAGAACCAACUGAAUGAUAUUGUAGAGCUGGUAAGAGGAAAACUGUCUAAGCAGACCAGGACCACUCUGGGGGCUUUGGUUACUAUUGAUGUCCAUGCUAGAGAUGUGGUUAUGGACAUGAUUGAAAUGGGUGUCUCACAUGAUACAGAUUUCCAGUGGCUUGCUCAGCUCCGGUAUUACUGGGAAAAUGAGAACGCCCGAGUUCGUAUCAUUAAUUGCAAUGUAAAAUAUGCUUAUGAAUAUCUUGGUAACUCACCUCGACUUGUCAUUACUCCUCUAACUGACAGGUGUUACAGAACACUGAUAGGUGCUUUCUAUUUAAACCUUGGAGGUGCUCCAGAGGGGCCAGCAGGCACAGGAAAAACUGAAACCACCAAAGAUUUGGCUAAAGCUCUUGCUGUGCAGUGUGUGGUGUUCAACUGUUCUGAUGGGCUAGAUUAUCUAGCAAUGGGAAAGUUUUUUAAAGGAUUGGCUUCUUCUGGAGCUUGGGCUUGCUUUGAUGAAUUCAAUCGAAUUGAGUUGGAAGUGUUGUCAGUGGUAGCUCAACAGAUCCUUUGCAUUCAGAGAGCCAUUCAACAGAAGUUGGAAGUGUUUGUUUUUGAAGGGACAGAACUUAAGCUCAAUCCAAAUUGUUUUGUAGCAAUUACCAUGAAUCCUGGCUAUGCAGGACGCUCUGAAUUGCCGGACAAUCUUAAGGUUCUUUUUAGAACAGUGGCUAUGAUGGUUCCAAACUAUGCCCUUAUAGCAGAAAUCUCCCUCUACUCCUACGGAUUUUUGAAUGCAAAACCUCUGUCUGUGAAGAUAGUGAUGACCUAUAGGCUUUGCUCAGAGCAGCUCUCAUCACAAUUUCAUUAUGACUAUGGAAUGCGAGCAGUAAAAGCAGUUUUAGUGGCUGCUGGCAAUCUAAAACUAAAAUAUCCAAAUGAAAAUGAAGAUAUACUUCUUCUUCGAUCAAUUAAAGAUGUAAAUGAACCAAAGUUCUUAUCACAUGAUAUACCUUUAUUUAAUGGAAUAACUAGUGACUUAUUUCCUGGUAUUAAACUUCCUGAAGCUGACUAUCAUGAAUUUUUAGAAUGUGCUCAUGAAGCCUGCAAUGCACAUAAUCUUCAGCCUGUUAAAUUUUUUCUUGAAAAAAUAAUUCAAACAUAUGAAAUGAUGAUUGUUAGACAUGGUUUUAUGUUAGUAGGAGAGCCUUUUGCUGCUAAGACAAAAGUUCUGCACGUGCUGGCAGAUACGCUAACUUUAAUGAAUGAACAUGGCUAUGGAGAGGAAGAAAAGGUCAUUUAUAGAACUGUAAACCCCAAAUCUAUUACCAUGGGCCAACUUUUUGGACAGUUUGACCCAGUGUCUCAUGAGUGGACUGAUGGUAUUGUGGCUAACACUUUUAGAGAAUUUGCCUUGUCAGAAACACCUGACCGGAAAUGGGUUGUAUUUGAUGGUCCUAUUGACACUUUGUGGAUAGAAAGCAUGAACACAGUAUUGGAUGAUAAUAAAAAGCUUUGCCUUAUGAGUGGAGAAAUCAUUCAGAUGUCCCCCCAGAUGAGCCUCAUCUUUGAAACAAUGGACCUUUCCCAGGCAUCUCCCGCCACUGUAAGCCGUUGUGGUAUGAUUUAUUUGGAGCCCUCACAGUUAGGAUGGGAACCACUUGUGUCUUCUUGGUUGAAUUCACUGAAAGGACCUCUAUCUGAACCAGAACAUCAGGCUCUUCUAAGAGGACUUUUUGCCUGGUUAAUACCACCCUCGUUAAAGCAUCGUAAGAAAAAAUGCAAGGAACUGAUUCCUACAAGCAACAGCAAUGUGGUUGUAUCUCUCACACGCCUCUUUGAAGUACUGCUUUGUAAUGUGGUAGAAGAUGAUCCUUUUAGCAGGCACAUUCGUAUUUGGAUUAUGGCUUGCUUUAUAUUCUCUUUGAUUUGGUCUAUUGGAGGAAGUUGUGAUACAGAUGGCCGUCAUGUUUUUGAUGCUUUUAUACGAUUAAUCAUACUGGGAAAAGAUGAAGAAAACCCAGUGCCAGACUCUGUGGGUAAAUGGGAAUGCCCAUUUGAUGAAAAAGGCCUGGUCUAUGACUACAUGUAUGAGUUGAAAAACAGAGGUCGCUGGCUCCACUGGAAUGAAUUAAUUAAAAAUACUAAUUUAGGAGAUAAACAAACCAAGAUUCAAGACAUCAUAGUCCCUACGAUGGAUACAAUUAGAUACACAUUUCUAAUGGAUUUGAGUAUUACCUAUGCAAAGCCACUGCUUUUUGUGGGUCCAACGGGUACAGGAAAGUCUGUGUAUGUGAAGGACAAGCUAAUGAAUCACUUGGAAAAGGACCGGUACUUUCCUUUUUAUGUUAACUUUUCUGCACGGACCAGUGCCAAUCAGGUUCAGAACAUUAUCAUGGCUAGAUUGGAUAAAAGACGCAAAGGAGUCUUUGGACCACCUAUGGGAAAGAAGUGUAUAAUUUUUAUAGAUGAUAUGAAUAUGCCUGCAUUGGAGAAAUAUGGAGCUCAGCCUCCUAUUGAAUUAUUACGACAAUUUUUUGACUGUGGACAUUGGUACGACCUCAAGGACACAAGUAAAAUCACGCUGGUGGACAUAGAGCUGAUUGCUGCAAUGGGCCCUCCAGGUGGUGGAAGAAAUCCAGUUCCUCCCCGUUUUAUUCGACAUUUCAACGUCUGCAGUAUUAAUUCUUUCAGUGAUGAAACGAUGGUCCGAAUCUUCUCGUCUAUUGUAGCAUUCUACCUUAGAACUCGUGAAUUUCCUCCAGAGUACUUUGUAAUUGGGAACCAGAUAGUAAAUGGGACUAUGGAGAUAUAUAAACAAUCCAUGGAAAAUCUUUUACCCACUCCCACUAAAUCCCAUUAUACUUUCAACUUGCGUGAUUUUUCACGUGUCAUCCGCGGCUGUUUACUCAUCGAAAGAGACUCUGUGCAGAGCAAACACACUAUGAUCCGUCUGUUUGUCCAUGAGGUUCUCCGAGUGUUUUACGACCGCCUGAUUAAUGAUGAUGAUCGAAGAUGGCUGUUCCAGUUAACUAAAACUGUUAUAAAGGACCAUUUUAAAGAAUCAUUUGACAGUAUCUUUUCACAUUUGAGGAAACAAAAUGCACCAGUAACUGAAGAAGACUUAAGAAAUCUCAUGUUUGGUGAUUAUAUGAAUCCUGACCUUGAAGGAGAUGAGAGACUUUAUAUUGAAAUUCCAAAUAUUCAUCAUUUUAAUGAUGUUGUGGACCAGUGCUUAGAUGAGUAUAAUCAAACUCACAAAACAAGAAUGAAUCUUGUCAUUUUUAGGUAUGUUUUGGAACAUUUAUCAAGAAUAUGUCGAGUUCUAAAGCAGUCUGGUGGAAAUGCUUUGCUGGUUGGACUUGGAGGAAGUGGUCGUCAAUCUUUAACUCGUCUGGCUACAUCCAUGGCAAAAAUGCAUAUUUUCCAACCAGAAAUUUCUAAGAGCUAUGGUACGAAUGAAUGGAGAGAGGAUAUGAAGGGUCUGUUAAGGAAUGUGGGCAUGAAGGGCCAGAAGACCGUCUUCCUCAUCACAGACACUCAGAUUAAAGAGGAAGCUUUUCUAGAGGACAUUGACAGUGUGCUCAAUACAGGAGAAGUGCCUAACAUUUUUGCAGCAGAUGAGAAACAAGAAGUGAUGGAGGGUGUUCGCCCAGUAGCUCAAGCUGGCAAUAAACAUGAUGAACUCAGUCCCUUAGCCCUGUUUGCUUUCUUUGUGAAUCGCUGCAAAGAUAAUCUUCAUGUCGUGGUGGCCUUUAGCCCCAUUGGAGAUGCCUUUCGAAAUCGGUUGAGACAGUUUCCAUCCCUCAUCAACUGCUGUACCAUUGAUUGGUUUCAGCCAUGGCCUGAAGAUGCUCUUGAACGUGUAGCUGUGAAAUUCUUAGAAACACUGGAGCUUACUGAGGUUCAGCGACAAGAGAUAGUUCCGAUCUGUAAACACUUCCACACCUCCAUUAUGAAUCUUUCAGAAAGGUUCUUGCAAGAGUUAGGACGACAUAACUAUGUUACUGCUACUUCUUAUCUUGAACUCAUUGGCUCAUUUCGACAGCUUUUGACAAAGAAGCGACAAGCUGUCAUGGAAGCAAAACAACGAUACGUGAAUGGGCUUGACAAAUUAGCUUUUGCCGAGUCUCAGGUUGGUGAAAUGCAAAUGGAGCUUGUUGAAUUACAGCCCAAAUUGGAAGAAGCUAAAAUUGAAAAUGCAAAUAUGAUGCAGAUUAUUGAGAUAGAGUCUGUACAAGUGGAAGCGAAAAGACAAUUUGUGAAACUGGAUGAAGAGGUAGCCAGUGGGAAAGCUGAAGAAGCCCACGCUCUGAAAAACGAGUGUGAAAGUGACCUGGCUGAGGCCAUUCCAGCCUUGGAAGCAGCUCUGUCUGCACUGGAUACACUUAAGCCAGCUGACAUUACAAUUGUGAAAUCAAUGAAGAAUCCUCCAUCUGGUGUUAAACUAGUUAUGGCUGCUGUUUGUGUCAUGAAAGAUAUAAAACCAGAAAAAAUUUCAGAUCCUUCAGGGACUGGAGGCAAGAUAUUAGAUUACUGGGCACCAAGCAAAAAACUGCUGGGAGAUAUGAAUUUUUUAAGAGAUUUGAAAGAAUAUGACAAGGACAACAUUCCAGUGACUGUUAUGCAGAAGAUUCGUAGUGAAUACUUAACGAACCCUGAAUUUGAUCCCCCUAAGGUUGCUAAAGCUUCUUCUGCAGCUGAGGGUCUGUGUAAGUGGAUCAUGGCAAUGGAAGUGUACGACAGAGUUGCAAAGGUAGUGGCUCCUAAGAAAGCUCGCUUAUCAGAAGCUCAGAAGUCUUUAGCCGAGACAAUGGAGCUUUUGAAUCAGAAAAGAGCAGAAUUGGCAGAAGUAGAACAUCAUUUGGAAAAUUUACAAAUGACAUUUCUUGAGAAAACAGAGGAAAAGGCUGCUUUAGAAGACCAGGUGGAACUCUGUGCUAAGAAACUUGAAAGAGCCUCACAAUUAAUUGGAGGACUGGGUGGAGAAAAAUCAAGAUGGGCUCAAGCUGCAGAUGACCUUCAGAUAACAUAUGAAAAUUUAAUUGGCGAUGUCUUAGUAUCAGCAGGAGUAAUAGCCUACCUUGGUGCUUUCACUUCUGGCUUUCGACAAACAUGUACAAAAGAUUGGAGCAUGUUGUGCAAGAAGAAAAAAAUCCCAUGUUCAGAGGAGUUCUUGUUGAGUAAAACCCUGGGUGAUCCCGUAAAAAUUAGAGCUUGGAAUAUUGCUGGAUUACCAACAGAUACAUUUUCCGUAGAUAACGGAGUGAUCGUUAACAACUCUAGGCGUUGGCCUUUAAUGAUUGACCCCCAGGGUCAAGCCAAUAAGUGGAUCAAAAACUCUGAGAAAGAAAAUCAGCUUAGUGUUAUUAAGCUGUCAGAUUCAGACUAUAUGAGAAUAUUGGAAAACUGUAUUCAGUUUGGAAAUCCACUUCUAUUAGAAAAUGUUGGUGAAGAACUGGAUCCAUCUUUGGAGCCUUUACUGCUUAGACAAACUUUCAAACAAGGUGGCAUUGAUUGCAUCAGACUUGGUGAGGUCAUUAUUGAGUAUUCCUUUGAUUUCAAAUUUUACAUCACCACAAAACUGAGAAAUCCACACUAUAUGCCAGAGGUGGCUACAAAAGUGUCUUUGCUGAAUUUCAUGAUCACUCCAGAAGGACUUGAAGAUCAAUUACUAGGUAUUGUUGUUGCAAAGGAGAGACCAGAAUUAGAAGAGGAACGAAAUGCCCUUAUUCUUCAGUCUGCAGCGAACAAGAAACAGCUGAAAGAGAUAGAGACAAAAAUUUUGGAAACAUUAUCAUCAUCAGAAGGAAACAUUUUAGAAGAUGAAAGUGCAAUUAAAGUCUUAGACUCUGCCAAAAUGAUGUCCAAUGAGAUAACAAAGAAACAGCAGAUUGCAGAAAAAACAGAACUCAAAAUAGCAGAGUCUCGAGAAGGUUAUAGACCCAUUGCCAAACACUCAUCAGUACUGUUCUUCAGCAUUGCAGACCUGGCUAAUAUUGAUCCCAUGUAUCAGUACUCUCUCAUCUGGUUUGUGAACCUUUAUAUCAACUCAAUUCAUGACAGUAACAAAUCCAAAAUUUUGGAAAAACGUCUACGAUAUUUAAAUGACCACUUCACAUACAACUUAUAUUGUAAUGUAUGCCGAUCACUAUUUGAGAAGGACAAGCUGUUAUUUUCCUUUUUAUUAUGUGCCAAUCUUCUCCUGGCGAGGAAAGAGAUCGAAUACCAGGAACUGAUAUUUCUUUUAACUGGAGGAGUAAGUCUUAAAAGUGCUGAGAAAAAUCCUGAUCCAACUUGGCUACAGGAAAAAAGCUGGGAGGAAAUUUGUCGUGCAAGUGAAUUUCCUGCCUUCAGGGGACUCAGGCAACAUUUUUGUGAACAUAUAUGUGAAUGGCGGGAAAUCUAUGACAGUAAAGAGCCAUAUAAUGUCAAAUUUCCAGCACCAAUGGAUAAGAACCUAAAUGAACUACAGAAAAUAAUAAUUCUUCGGUGCUUAAGACCUGAUAAGAUAACCCCAGCUAUAACAAACUAUGUAACUGACAAACUUGGGAAAAAGUUUGUAGAGCCUCCACCAUUUGAUUUGACAAAGAGUUACUUGGAUUCAAGUUGCACCAUUCCCUUAAUUUUUGUUCUAUCUCCAGGAGCAGAUCCUAUGGCCAGCCUGCUGAAAUUUGCAAAUGAUAAAUCUAUGUCGGGAAAUAAGUUUCAAGCUAUUUCACUGGGACAGGGACAAGGACCAAUUGCGACAAAAAUGAUUAAAGCAGCAAUAGAAGAAGGAACUUGGGUGUGCCUACAGAAUUGUCACCUUGCAGUCUCCUGGAUGCCCAUGUUGGAAAAAAUAUGUGAAGAUUUUACCUCUGAAACCUGUAACUCAUCCUUUAGACUUUGGCUGACGAGCUAUCCAUCUCCGAAAUUUCCAGUAACAAUUCUACAGAAUGGAGUAAAAAUGACUAAUGAACCUCCCACGGGUCUUCGGCUGAAUCUUCUUCAAUCAUAUCUCAGUGAUCCAGUUUCUGAUCCUGACUUUUUCAAGGGAUGCCGUGGAAAGGAAUUGGCCUGGGAGAAGUUGCUGUUUGGAGUUUGUUUUUUUCACGCCCUUGUGCAAGAAAGAAAGAAAUUUGGUCCUCUUGGUUGGAAUAUUCCGUAUGGAUUUAAUGAAUCAGACUUGCGCAUCAGUGUCCGACAACUGCAGUUAUUUAUCAAUGAAUAUGAUGCAGUUCCAUUUGAAGCUAUAUCUUACCUGACUGGGGAGUGUAAUUAUGGAGGAAGAGUGACAGAUGAUUGGGACAGACGUCUCCUAUUAACCAUGCUGGCUGACUUUUAUAAUCUGCACAUAGUUGAAAACCCUCAUUAUAAGUUUUCUCCCAGUGGAAACUAUUCUGCACCUCCUAAAGGCACUUAUGAGGACUACAUUGAAUUCAUUAAGAAACUUCCAUUUACUCAACACCCUGAGAUAUUUGGAUUACAUGAAAAUGUUGACAUCUCCAAGGAUCUUCAACAAACAAAACUGCUCUUCGAGUCCUUGCUUCUCACCCAGGGAGGCUCCAAACAGACAGGAGCCUCAGGAAGUACUGACCAGAUUCUGUUAGAAAUUACCAAAGAUAUCCUCAACAAGCUCCCUAGUGAUUUCGACAUUGAAGCAGCACUGCAGAAGUAUCCUGUGAGAUAUGAAGAGAGCAUGAAUACUGUGUUAGUACAAGAAAUGGAAAGAUUUAACAAUUUAAUUAUAACUAUACGUAACACUCUACGAGACCUUGAAAAAGCUAUUAAGGGUGUGGUUGUGAUGGAUUCUGCAUUGGAGGCGCUCUCCGGCAGCUUGCUUAUUGGAAAGGUUCCAGAAAUAUGGGCCAAACGAUCAUACCCAAGUCUUAAGCCCCUAGGAAGUUACAUCACAGAUUUCCUAGCCCGGUUGAAUUUUUUACAGGACUGGUAUAAUUCAGGAAAACCUUGUGUGUUUUGGCUGUCAGGUUUCUUUUUCACCCAGGCCUUUUUAACUGGAGCUAUGCAGAAUUAUGCCAGAAAAUAUACUACCCCUAUUGAUUUGCUAGGAUACGAAUUUGAGGUUAUCCCAUCUGACACAUCUGACACAUCGCCAGAAGAUGGUGUUUAUAUCCAUGGAUUAUAUCUUGAUGGUGCACGCUGGGACCGAGAAAGUGGACUGCUUGCUGAACAAUAUCCCAAACUUCUGUUUGACCUGAUGCCCAUCAUAUGGAUAAAACCAACUCAAAAAUCUCGGAUUAUAAAGUUGGAUGCCUAUGUUUGUCCCCUCUACAAGACAAGUGAACGUAAAGGAACUCUUUCCACUACGGGACAUUCUACUAACUUUGUCAUUGCAAUGUUGUUAAAAACAGACCAACCUACUCAGCACUGGAUCAAGCGUGGGGUCGCUUUGCUUUGUCAGUUGGAUGACUAAAUUGGACAAAUUUAUAAAACAUCUGAAAGUUAAAAAAAAAAACCCUGUCUUAAAAUAUAUACAUUAUAAAACCAAG